AUGAGGAAACUAUUCGAGGCGAUAAUCAGGAGAAGAUGUUAUAGCAAAGGAACAACCGUACACAUGUCUAACACGCUACAAACAACAAUACAAAAUCAAAAGAGACAUUUCAGCACAAAUAUCGCAAAUAAAGCAACAGAAAGCGUUACUUUCACGUUCAUCAAUCAGGAAGACCGUGAGAUACAAGUCACUGUACCGGUAGGGACAACUGUACUCGAGGCAGCGCAUAAGUAUAAAGUGGAACUAGAAGGGGCAUGUGACGGGUGUAUGGCAUGCUCAACAUGCCAUGUUAUAUUCGACGAAGACGUAUACGAUGCAUUACCUGAACCUGAAGAAGCAGAACUAGAUAUGUUAGAUCUUGCUCCAUGCCUUACAAAUACCUCAAGGUUGGGAUGCCAAAUCAAACUUCAACAUUCACAUCAAGGGAUCAAAAUAAGACUACCGAAAAUUACACGAAAUUUCUAUGUUGAUGGACAUGUACCAGCGGUACAUUAA
This is a messenger RNA of Babesia sp. Xinjiang, 495 nucleotides long. RefSeq names its product putative adrenodoxin-like protein (gene fdx1l). The coding region runs from base 1 to 495 and encodes 164 amino acids. The transcript is spliced from 4 exons. The record is from RefSeq and is a predicted model, not a curated record. Lineage: Eukaryota; Apicomplexa; Aconoidasida; Piroplasmida; Babesiidae. Gene Ontology annotation, molecular function: 2 iron, 2 sulfur cluster binding. Gene Ontology annotation, biological process: P450-containing electron transport chain. Gene Ontology annotation, cellular component: mitochondrion.